UUUCUGGAGAUGUGUCUGUUCUGAGGCGAAGCUUCCCGACGAUCUAAAUGCAGAGCCAACAGUGUUCCCAUUCCCCGGCUUUAAUUAAUAUGCAGGCUGUGCUCGUGGGAACAAUGAGGACCAGUUCGGUGUGGGCUGCGGAGUGUCACUCGGUGGCCAGGAGAGGGCAUCUCAAGUCCUGAAAACGGAGCACCAGCCAACCAGCAGCCUCCGUCCUCCUCUUCCACACGCAGGAGCAUCAUUCCUGUUGCUAUAUAACUGAUUUAUUCUCGGUGUCACGGCCAACGCGUCUAAUCCACAAAGCCGCCUGCACCUUCCUCUCUCUUCACCUCCCCUUCCUCCCCGCCUCCCCCACGCCUGAAGCAGGAUACCGCAACUUGUCGUCUUCGGACCGCGCAGUUCAGUUCCUCUCCAAACUGCUCCGCUCGCUCGCUCGCUCGCUCUCUUCCUACUGUCUUUUACGCAACUUAGAAUCAACAAUUGGUGACUCUGUGAUUGGAGAGCAUCCUCCAGCCUCCCACAGCGUGCGCUGGAGAGUGCCAGCAUCAUCAUCAUCAUCAUCAUCAUCAUCAUGGCUCUACGAGCUUGAGCGCUUUCCUUCCCAUCCUUGGUUGAGGCGGCAGGCGGAAGACAAGAAUGCGGGACCGAGCUGAUGUGGUGCGGUAAACUACACGGACCAGAGAGGUUGAUGUGCACCUUGAGGGAGCCGCGGUCCUCUCCGACAGGUGCGCGGCUGUGAGCGCAGCGGGAGGGGGAGGUUUGACUUCGGCGCAAAGUGCGUGCGUUUCCCGUGCUCGCAUGUGCAAACUAUUUGGGCAAAACGCCGAGUGCGUCUAACAUGUGGAGCCGGAACGCAUCCGGAAGACAUCCCUGGGCAUGAGGAAAGGCAGACGUCGUACAAGUAUGGGUCUUUCUGUGCUUUUCAGAUGGCUAAUGUUCACUGUGGCGAUACCCACCUGGCUGCUUGCAGCGCCGAGCGGCAUCCGGGAGCGCCGCUGCCCCUCGAGCUGCAGAUGCGAUGGGAAAAUAAUAUACUGUGAAUCCAACGCCUUCCGCGACGUGCCGAACAACGUGUCUGUGAGCACGCAGGGCCUCUCCCUCCGUUACAACAGCCUGGUGAACCUCAGAGCCCGGCAAUUCGCAGGUCUCAGUCAACUGGUGUGGCUCUACCUCGACCACAAUUACAUCACUGCGGUGGAUGGCCAGGCGUUUCAUGGGAUCCGGAGGCUCAAGGAGCUGAUCCUCAGCUCCAACAAGGUCACGCAGCUGAAGAACAACACGUUUCACGACGUCCCAAAUCUACGAAACCUCGACUUGUCCUACAACAAGCUGCAGGUUCUGAAACCCAAUCAGUUCUUGGGUUUGCGGAAGCUGCUCAGUUUGCACUUGAGGUCGAACUCCUUAAAGACGAUCCCCAUGCGGGUUUUCCUCGACUGUCGCAACCUGGAGUUCCUUGACAUCGGCUACAACAGGCUCAGGAGCCUGACACGCAACGCUUUUGCGGGACUCUUAAAGCUGGUCGAGCUUCACUUGGAGCACAACCAGUUUUCAAAGAUAAACUUUGCUCACUUCCCCCGCCUGACUAACCUGAGGGCGCUCUACCUGCAGUGGAACCGUAUCAGGCUGCUAACGCAAGGGCUGCCAUGGAUGUGGACCUCCUUGCAAAAGCUGGACCUCUCAGGAAACGAGUUGGAGGUGCUGGACGCCAGCACAUUUCAGUGCCUGCCCAACCUUCAAACUCUGAAUCUGGACUCCAACAAACUCAGCAACGUCUCCCAGCGGACGGCGGAGACUUGGAUUUCCCUAACCAGCAUCAGUCUGGCCGGGAAUUUGUGGCACUGUAACCCCAACAUAUGCCCGCUGGUGUCCUGGCUCAAAGCCUUCAAGGGCAACAAAGAGACUACUAUGAUUUGUGCUAGCCCUAAGGAGGCUCAAGGAGAGAAAGUGACAGAUGUGGUGGAGACUUAUAACAUCUGUACAGCAACCCCAACCCCAAUCCCCUCGACGACUUUGCCCCUCACUUCCCCUUUCCAGCCCGAUUUCCCGCCUCUUCCCACGCAGCUGGUGGCAGAUAAAAAGCUGACCUGGAAUACGACGGCCUCGCCAACUCCUUCCGAGGCCCCCACCACCGCGCCGUUGCCCGACACCGACUAUGUGUCCUUCCACAAGAUCAUAGCCGGCAGCGUGGCACUUUUCUUAUCUGUGGCUAUAAUUCUGCUGGUUAUCUAUGUGUCAUGGAAGCACUAUCCCAGCAGUCUCAAACAGCUCCAGCAGCGCUCGGCAGUCAAAAAGCGCCAGAAACAGGCACGACAGACUGAGCGCUCCUUUAAUUCCCCCCUGCAAGAGUACUAUGUGGACUACAAGCCCUCCCAUUCAGAGACUAUGGAUAUGCUGGUUAAUGGGACGGGACCUUACACGUACACCAUCUCAGGCUCCAGGGAAUGCGAGAUACCACGGCAGCUGAACCCCCUGGCUCUGUACAGGUGUGAGCAGUCGGUGCUGGAUCACUGCCAUGCCCACCUGUCGCUGCACCACAACGUGGGCAUGGAGCCCUCGGCCCGGGCGCCGGGAGGUCCGGGGCCGGCCCCGUACCACCCGGGCCUGAUGGCCGCCCUCCCCUCCGAGCCGGCGCCGCCUCGCCCCCGGACUCGCUCCCACCGCCGGUGAGCUGCGCGCACCGACAGGCCCCUGAACUCCCCGUAUUUGUGCAACACAGAGUCAGCGAACUGCUCAGAGGAAAUAAAAAAAUAAAAAUAAAAAWAAAAAAGGUUGCGUGGGAGGAAACUGGGACUGCUAACGGAGCAAAGGAGACAGCUAAUCUACCGCGGAGCAUCCAGGAUCCAGGGUAAAUGGGAAUGAAAGUUUUUUUCUUUUUUUUUUUUUGUCCCCAGCAGUAGUAUAAAAGGGGUGCAGCAGUAUCGAUCGGUGAGAGUCUGACCUCCACGGCCCCACAUGUCCUCAAUUAAGCGAAAGAGGCUAACGAGUAACACGACUCCCCGCGUGUCCUUCGUCCCCCGCCAGGAGUAAUAAGGAUAGCAUUUUUAAUGAUUUGCUAAUCUUAUUAAACACAUUUCCUCGACUUGUCGUGAUCUGGGACCCUCUCUGCUGUGCGAGUAAUCAAGUGAUUAACGCUACAAGGGAAGAUGAGUCGCAGAACAAAUGAAAGAGUCCAAACAAAGUUUUUUUUCUGCUGUCUCUCUCUCGCUCCCUCUCCGACUGACUGACAGUAUUUUCUUUUUAGUUUAAGGCAAAGAAAUCAACAAAAACAAGUCUGAAUAUAGCAGACAGUAAGUGCCAUAUAAAUUGUACAGCCUCCACUGAUUUGUUGGCACCAAGUCUAAUUUUUAUGGUGACUUAUGAUGUGUGAUGUUGAUCCCUUUCACAUUAGUUUAUCACAGCGGAGAGAAAGUACCCACCAGGAAGCAGCACUGCGACACUCAGAUUUUUACUUUUCAUCCCUCAUUGGAAUCACUCUUGUGGUUAAUGGUUUCUGAUUUCAUAAUGCAUUAUUAAACCAAUUAUCUGACUGUGCGCUCAUAAAGCUACAUGUGUGCUUUCUUUUUUUUUUUUUCCUUACAAGAUGUUGCAAUAUAAUAUGUGGUAAAUAAAACUGUGGUAAAUGAUCGGUAACGGUGUCGUUCAUCAAGAUCGGUGGCUUCGACCCAAACAACUGUCUGCUGUAUUUAGACGGCUGCGGAGGCGGAUGACACAAAAGGAGCGGCGCGCUGGAGGCAAGGCUGUCGAACUACAAAACGUCUUGUUUUUUUUUUGUUUUUGUUUUUUUUGCAUUAGUAACUGACCUUCCCCAAGCCCCAAAUGGUAACUCUUUCUUGCUUUUCUUCUCCUGUGACUCUGUGACCGUUUUCUGAUGUAAUAAAGUAAACUGGGACUCUCCGAGCUUCAAGGCUUUUCUGUCAAAUGAUGACGUAUUUGUACGUUUUUGUCACCUUACGACCACGAACGUCUUAAUUAGGGUUUUAUGAUAAACCAACAGAACAUAUCUGUGAAGUGGAAAGAAAACAAUCAUCAACUUUUUUUUCCUUUUUAUAAAUUAAAACUGUGGCAUGGAUUUGUUUUCAUGUUUUCUUGUCUCUCGUGUAGCUCCAUACGUCUUCCCGUCAACUCCGUCCGCAUUCUUACAAUAGAAUCCCCACAGCAUGACACUGCCACCACCAUGUUUCACAUUGUGGAUAAUGUGUUCAGGGUAAGGUGCGCCGUGCGUUUUCGUUCUCACGCAAAGUUUUAUGUGUUAGUUUUGUGUCCCAUCUGUCUUGUGGCAAACAUCAAACUGGAUAUUUAUUUCAUUUAUAUCUUAAUAGUUUCAUUCUUUUUUAGAGCUAGAAAUGUAACUUUUACAAAAAAAUAUGAUGUUUGCGUAUUUAUUAAAACUGUCAGUAAAAUAUAUGAGGCAGAUAUUUGCAUUAAUGCUCCUCCACUGGUGGAAAACAACCAAUCAGAGCCAGGAGGAGGCUCUUAGUGCUGUCAAUCAAACUUGUGUAGGCGCUGUGAAAGAAACAACUUAAUGUUACAAAAUAAGAAGGAAGAAACAACAAUGGAUGGAUGCGUUCUAAUUAGGUGACUUUUUAAGAUGGCUGACUGAACUGGUUUUUUUUUUAGGGAUAUCAGAGUAAAUAGGGUUGGGUGCAAAUAGACGCCACAUUUUCACAUUUCUUUGGGAAAGCGUUUGGAAACAAUGUAUCGAAUUCCUUCCUCUUCACAAAUAUGCUUUUUUUUUGUGGCACAUCCAUCACCUGAAAUCCCAUCAAAUGUAUCUUCAUGUUUGUGACGAAACGUGGAGAAGUUCAAGGAGGGAGAACAUUCUUGCCAGGCGCCGUAGCAGCUCCAUGCUCGUCACAUUUUCACAUUACGCUCUGUAAAAAUGAUGUCAGUUUAAUUGUUACGUAGAUGUAAUCUGUGUCAACCCCCACAAGAGUAAAUAUUUGAGUGUUGUGUUGAAUUGCGUCUUCAUCUGAUGUUGGAUGUGCUGCUCCAGGUAAGUUGUGGUUUUGCUGGAUCUAAACUAAUUAAUCUGUGAGAAAGUCCCGUUUUCAUUUUUGCUUGUUGCUGCUGUUUGUUUUUCGUAAUCUGCCAUAUGUGAUAUUUGAAUAGAGUAAGUGGAUGCGGAGCAUGCCAACGCCAGAACAUCCGUGGUGUAGAAUUGUCACGUAUAUAAAUAGGGAAGUGUGUGAGUGACGCCUUGUGAAAUAAUCAAACAAAACGAACAAAAACACCAACAGAGGACCGCCUGCUGUGUGGGAGGCAACAAAAGCAGUUUGAUAUGCCAGGGACAGCCGUGUUUUAAGUAAACUGUUGAAUCCGGCAGCCUCGGCUACUAUAAGGGUCGCCGGUAAAGACUAUUCAGAAAUGAUUUCCUUCUUUUGCUGCAGUAGCAUAAUCCAACACAGGUUUUUAUUUUUAAACCCAAUCUGUAAUGUCGAGAUGUUAAGAAAUUUUUUUUUUUAAAACACAAUUUAGCAGAGCCACAAUUAUUGGCAUUCCUACAAUUUCCUUUACAGCAAAUGUAACGGAUACGUUUAAGUUUCAGAUGUUUAAGUUGCACAGAGCAGCUGAGCACUUUUAAUUAGAAAUCCAUUACUUCCUGUUUUACUGGCCCAUUUCACUUAGUUUCUCUUCAAAAUGGGAAAGGGAGGAAAACAUGGCAUAGAAAGGAUCAAGGUGAAGUAAUGGUGAGAAGAAAACAAACGACUACAACAACUUUGAGUAUGAUAGAAAAAAAAACAUUUCUUUUUGUGCCGACUAAAUGCGUUAGUGGUUGGAUUUUUGUGUCAUUUUAUUGAUAGUAAUUUUUUUUUUUUUAACUGCAAUACAAAAUGAAUGUAAUUUUUGAGAACUUUUGACGCGUUUCCCAUUGAUGUCCAGAAACGCUUUGGGCAGAGUUCCAGGUAAACGAGCAGAACGCUUAAUCCAUGGAACAAACACUUAUUGAGAGGGACAUUUGGAGUCAUCACAGAGACUACAGCGUUGGUUGUUAUAGUUACGGUAUUUAUCCAGGGUUAAUCAGUCAGUUUAUGAAAGAAAAUGUUCCAAAGAUUUUAAUUAUCAGCCAUCUCAGAGGGUUUACACCGAUACGAUGAGUGGGCCAGAUCAGGCUGAAGGCUCUUUGCUUUGCUGGGAGUACAAGCAGAUAGCCAAACUUUUUUUUUUUUUUUUUAGCUCUACCAUCGUUUACAAAGCACAUUUUCAAUUGCAUUUUUUUACACACAUACAGCUGAAGGUUGUGUCACAGAUAACCUGGGACCUCUGUGAAGAUUUGUCACUUUCACAUUUCUCCACACUCACAGUCAGUCCCCAGUGUCGUCCCGUCUCUGAGAGAAAGAGAGCAAAACAUUCCAGUUUAUUCUGAGGAGGCGACUUCCUUUGUACUUCUGCUUUUCAAAUAUGUUGAAACUGUGGCUCAAUAUGCCAGGGAGCCCAGUGGUGCAUUUAAAGCAAACCAUGUGAACUUUGUAAUUCUUGAUGACUUCCUGCAUAACAUCCUCCAAACUUUAGACUACAGAUGGACUAGAAUAGCUUUGACUCAUUGUUUUGUGACAUAAAUUGAUUUUUUUGUGUGUGUGUCACUAGAGACAUUGGUUUAAAUAUGUUAUUCUAGCUAAAAUAAAUAAAUAAAUAAAUACCAUCAUGAAAUACUGGGAAACAUUUUGCAGUGCCGUAAGCUUAAUCCACGCUUAAUUCCUCCUUAAUUUACUUCCACAGAGAUUCAGCAACUUCUAAUCCUAAAGAAGGGGGUCUCAAUCAGCCAUUUUACAGAGGCUUUGAAUGUGAGAAAACUUCUUAUUCAGUUAGAAAAGACAUCCCAUGUAAAAAAUAAAAAUUGGUGCAUCUGCUAUUAUAAAUACCUUUUGCCAAUAAAAGCUCUUAGUCUCUGCAAGGUUGGAGCAAAGAGAGUCCAGUUUUACAGCAAUCAUAAACUUCUUAUAAUCUUGCAGUUGCUGACCAGAUUUGUGCAUGUUUCUCCUGGCAUUAAGAUAAUUCAGUCUAAAGUCUUUGAGGCUGGAAGGCUUGUUCUCCACCCAAACAUCCUCCAUCAAGUUAAAGUCAGGAUUGUUCCGUAAACAUUAACGCCCAAAGAUUUAUCUUAAACCUAGAUCAGGUCUAAGAUAAACAUGAAUCAUCUUGGGCUUUAUGUAAGAAAGAAACAAAGAAAUGAACAAGGAAAGAGAAGAACAGUAAAAAAAAAAUUACUCUUAAUUACAUGAUUGGCACCAAUAUUUAAAUAUUAUUUAAGCAAUUAUGUGGGUCUUCAUCACCCCUGAAAAACAUUGAUUGAAUGAAAGGUUGGAUCUUUGUGAAAAUGUUCUUUGCAACUGCAACAGCAGAUUAUUUUAGGUUAAAGUUUUUUUUCCCCACUGCUUAACCAGGAGUGUCAAUAGCUGCGGCCAGCACUGUGUUACAUCACACUGAACACCACAAGCCUCGCUGCUCUUUAUUUCUCCCUCAUUCAUCAGCCUCUGCUGCUGCUGCUGCUGCAGCUACCAGAGUUAGUUUGGGGCUUAUACUUUUAGUGUCUCUCCUCUUUACCAGGUUCUGGCCAAAGCAUUCGUCUUUUGGAUGCUUCUCCUUUGUGCUUUCAGCUGACUCAACCACUUCAUUGAUCAGGCCUUUAUGUUUUCCUCUCUUAAUUAGCUCAUUUCCAGGGGAUAAGCCCUGCAGAAAGGAUAAGCUUCUUUCAUGUGCUUUUGUCUGAAAUCAAGAAUGCAAAACCCAAGAGUUUUAACACUGACGCAUCACAAAACAAAACAAAAAAAACAAAAAAAAAACGCAACAAUAAGAAAUGUGAUCUGAAAUCUCCAGAUGGUUGUUUUGCUCGUUUCUGAAUGGCCUGUCUUGGUUUGAGGAUCUUUAUUUAUGUGUUCAGAGAAUUAUGCUAAAACAUCUGCAAUGUAUUACAUGAAUGUAUUUUAUUGAAACAUAAUAAACAAUCACAAAGUU
This is a messenger RNA of Poecilia reticulata (guppy), 7953 nucleotides long. Its product is annotated as leucine-rich repeat transmembrane neuronal protein 4. The record is from RefSeq and is a predicted model, not a curated record. NCBI's taxonomy places the organism in Eukaryota, Metazoa, Chordata, Actinopteri, Cyprinodontiformes, Poeciliidae. Gene Ontology annotation, molecular function: protein binding.